This is a messenger RNA of Haliotis rubra (blacklip abalone), 922 nucleotides long. RefSeq lists its product as uncharacterized. The transcript is spliced from 2 exons. The coding region runs from base 92 to 538 and encodes 148 amino acids. The record is from RefSeq and is a predicted model, not a curated record. NCBI's taxonomy places the organism in Eukaryota, Metazoa, Mollusca, Gastropoda, Lepetellida, Haliotidae.
UUGUUAAACCAGUUCUCACCUAGCUAAAGAAUGUAAGGAAAAUGUUUCAUGUACUUUAUGUAACAGCAAGAGACACCCAACAUUUUUACACAUGGACAAACAGCAGUUGACUUCAACCAGGCAGGCACAGAACUCAACAGAUCAUGGCGGGGAGGAAAGAAAUUCCCGCAGAGGCUAUAUCAUCCAAUGUACACAGAUUGUAUUGUUCCUCUGGACUCCUCUGAAGAUCUUGUUACUGAUUGGAAGAGAUGUUAUCGAAACACACCUCGUGUUAGACCAACGGAUUGGAACCAAGGGAGCCCCAUACGCUCAGAGAUUACCGCUUGGAUGGGUAAUUAUUGGAGAGACAUGCCUGGGGAAGAUUCAUAGCCCUGAAGUUGUAAAUGUCAACAAGAUCAAAGUAUGGAAUAACGGACGAACCUCUUUGUUAACACCUUGCCCCGACAACUUCCUUGCCAGAGAGACUGACCCAGUAUUCAAACUUACUCAAGAUGAUGACAAACCUGGAUUGUCAGUGGAAGAAAGACAAUCCAUUUAAGUUAUGGACAGAGAGAUGUAUAUGGGACCAGAAGGUAAUUGGACGGACCACUUCCCUUUAAACUGAACAGACCUGCUCUUCCAGAUAAUAGAAGUCUAGCAUUGAAAAGAGCUGUUUCUCUUGCAAGAAGACUUCAUCAGGAUCCUGUAAAGAUGGAACACUUUGUGCAGUUCAUGACUAACAUAUUUGACAAGAAGCAUGCCGAAAUUGCACCUUGCCUAGAACCUGAUGAAGAACACUGGUAUCUGCCGAUAUUUGGUGUUUACCAUCCAAAGAAACCCGGAGCAAAUCCGAGCAGUGUUUGAUUCUUCAGCUACUCUACAAGGAAUAUCUCUCAACAAUGUCCUCCUUUAGGGACCAAAUUUAACCAACAGUCUUCUUGGU